CUAGCGUGUGAGGUCAGCGGCCCGCUCUCCUCGGGUUACGGAGGUUCUGGCGGCGGAAUUUCUGCUGGUGGCCGGAAUCCCGAAUCCUGCUAACCAUUUACCAUUUGGAGUUUAAAAUUUGUCAUCAUGGUAAAGUUUCGAAGAAGGACUUGCAUCAUUUUGUCACUUUUUAUUUUAUUGAUUUUCUCCCUGAUGAUGGGUUUAAAAAUGCUGAGACCAAAUACGGCUACUUUUGGAGAUCCUCUGGGACUUGAUCUUCUUCCAUAUCUUCGUAAACGAACAUCUCACUUGGGAAAAUAUAUGGAUUUCCAAAAGAGUGACAAAAUCAACAGUGAAACAAAUACCAAGAAUUUAAAAAGUGUUGAAAUCACUGUGACACCUUCCAAAGCCUCUGAACCUUACCUGGGAGAACAGUCACCUCCGAAUUAUUACUUACAUGUAUUUUAUUAUAGCUGGUAUGGAAAUCCAAAAUUUGAUGGUAAAUAUGUACAUUGGAACCAUCAAAUCCUGAAGCAUUGGGACCCUAGGUUAAACAAGAAUUAUCCACAGGGGAAACAUAAGCCCCCAGACGACAUUGGCUCCAGCUUUUACCCUGAGUUGGGAAGUUACAGCUCUCGGGAUCCUGCUGUCAUCGAAACUCACAUGAAACAAAUAUACUCAGCUUCAAUUGGUGUACUAGCCCUGUCUUGGUACCCACCCUAUUCAUAUGAUGAGAAUGGAUUACCUACUGAUGACUUGGUACCAACUAUUUUGGAUAAAGCUCACAAAUAUAACCUGAAGGUCACUUUUCACAUUGAACCUUAUGCCAGUCGAGAUGAUAAAAACAUGUACAAAAAUGUCAAAUAUAUUAUAAACAAAUAUGGAAGUCAUCCAGCCUUUUACAGGUAUAAGACUAAGACCGGCAAAGCACUUCCUGUGUUUUAUGUCUAUGACUCCUAUAUCACAAAACCUGAAAUAUGGGCUAAUUUACUAACCCCCGUAGGGUCUCAGAGCAUUCGCAAUUCUCCCUAUGAUGGACUGUUUAUUGCACUUCUGGUAGAAUACAGACAUAGAUUUAAUAUUCUCCAUGGUGGUUUUGAUGGAAUCUACACGUACUUUGCAACAAAUGGUUUUACAUAUGGCUCAUCAUAUGAGAAUUGGAGUAGUCUCAAAUCUUUUUGUGAUAAAUACAACUUAUUAUUUAUUCCAAGUGUGGGUCCAGGAUAUAUAGAUACUAGCAUCCGCCCAUGGAAUUCUCAAAACACUCGGAACCGAAUCAAUGGGAAGUAUUAUGAAAAUGCUCUGAAAGCUGCACUCCAAGUUCACCCCAGUUUAAUUUCCAUCACCUCUUUUAAUGAGUGGCAUGAAGGAACUCAGAUUGAGAAAGCUGUUCCAAAAAGAACCAGUAAAACUGUGUAUCUGGAUUACCGACCUCAUAAACCAAGUCUUUAUUUAGAACUCACUCGCAAGUGGGCUGAAAAAUAUGGUAAGGAAAGAGUAACUUAUGCACUAGAUUAUGAAGUACCUGUUUCAUAAGUUAUCACCCAAUUUCAAUGUCUUUUAUCUUUGACUAAAUGUACUUCAUCAUUGCCUCCCUUCACAAGCUGCACUAAGAAAAGUGUACAUAAUAGUCCUUGUGGCAUUAUUUGCUAAAUUUCUAACAAAAUUAAAAUCGUGGUUUUACAGCAAUUUAAGAGGUCAGUAUACAUUUAAAUACUUUGGGGCCCAAAGAAUUAGGAUUGUAUAUAUAUAUAUAUAUAUAUAUAUGUGUGUGUGUGUGUGAUAUCUGUUGAAGAAAAGAGAAAGCGAUCUAGUAUGUCUCAUUUCUAUUUUGUGAUAUCCUUCUUUUGUUAUUGUUCAGACUAAUGUCUUACUGUGAACUUAUAUUAGGAAGGUUUGCUUUCUACAUAACAGUAUGGUCACUUAUAUAUAGCAUGGUAGAUUUUUUGCAUGUUCCUUUUUUACAAUGUCGAGCCUUAGAUUUUAGAGCCUAUAGAAAGUUCCUUCAUAAAAUAUUACAUCUUAUAAUUCAUUUAAAAAUUAUUAUAAAGCUAUAAUUUUUAAAGAGCCUUGUCUCUAUUUCUAAAGUUUACUAUAUAUAUAGUGCCCCCAUCAGAUUAAAUUGAAUCAAAAUGCACUUUAUCACUAUAGUAAAUAUCUAAUAUAUGCUAUUAAAUUAAUAUCUAGGUACUUAUUAAAGAGAAGCAAUAGGGUAAUUUUACUCUGGUACUUUGUACCAGAGUAUGAAAAUGUUGAAAGCCAUCAGGUGACAUUUUGUGAUUUGAAGUAAAUGUUUUUGAAAAGAGGUAUCACUAAUGUCAAAAGAGCAUAUUUCCUGGUGAAUGGCCAGAACACAGGAAAAUAGUAUAAUAGCAAUGUAGGAAGUAAAGGAAAUUCCUGAAAUGAAUCGCUAUCAUAUAAGCAAAAUUCUUUAUGAACUUUUUUUUUUAAUUUGGCUCAUUAUGUUUUCUUAAUUUUUGCUAAUAUAACACACUAUUAUUAAAGUUUAGAGAAAAAUUUGUUAGGAGUAUACAAAACAAAAUCAAAUCUUUAACAUGGGAGUACCACCACUAUCUAACCUAGUGCACACAUCAAUAAUUUAUUCCAGCACACUUUACCUCUGACAUUUGCUAUGGAUCCCAACACCCUACUCAAACCACUAACAGUAAGUCAGAGUAGGUAAAACAGUAAUUUUCUGCAAUAAAGACAAUCUAAUUGCGUAAUAGUUUUAGUAUAAGCAGUUAGGGGAAAUUCUCCAAUUUUAGAGAGGAAUGCUUUCAAACAACCUUCAGGUAUUUGUUACAGCUGCCUUUAACCUUUUGACUUUAAUACAGUUUAGUUCAUUGUGAAUAAGAGUGAACUAAGUUUUCUAAGCUAUAGAUUUGUAUUUAAUAAACUAAAAAAAUUAAAACAUUGUAAUAUACGCAGUGCAUGAAACAUGAUUCUUUCAUAGUUUAGUCGUUUUGAGUUGUCAUUUUGACUAUGUAAAAUCUUUUCUGCUACUCCCUUUAAGGAUUAACAUUGUCAAAAACUGCUGUUAUUUAUGUUGUCUGUAAUUAAAAGAUGACUAUUUUGUUACAUGGAGUAAACUUUUCAUCUAAUAAAAGCUUAUAUGA
Molecule: messenger RNA, 3095 nt
Organism: Condylura cristata (star-nosed mole)
Lineage: Eukaryota; Metazoa; Chordata; Mammalia; Eulipotyphla; Talpidae
Gene: MANEA
Product: mannosidase, endo-alpha
Exons: 5
Coding region: 127-1515 (462 amino acids)
Cellular component (GO): Golgi apparatus
Molecular function (GO): alpha-mannosidase activity
Source: RefSeq, a predicted model, not a curated record